Messenger RNA from Trichoderma virens Gv29-8, 723 nucleotides. RefSeq lists its product as uncharacterized. The record is from RefSeq and is a predicted model, not a curated record. Bases 1 to 723 code for a protein of 240 amino acids. The transcript has 4 exons. NCBI's taxonomy places the organism in Eukaryota, Fungi, Ascomycota, Sordariomycetes, Hypocreales, Hypocreaceae.
AUGAAGUUCCUCUCAACUGUCGCCGUGGCACUCGCCUCGAUGUCCGCUACCGUUAUGGGAAGCAAAUACCCAUAUGAAAGACUCGACAAAGAGAAGGCUGUCCUUCUUGUCGUCGAUCUUCAAGAUGGCCUCUACAACGCUGUUCGAGACUUCGACCCUGUUCCCUUCAAAGAGAGCAUCAUUGCCCACGCCGCCAUCGGAAAGCUGUUUGAUAUACCAGUUAUCUUGACUACCUCUGCAGAGCAAGGACCCAACGGGCCUCUGCCAAAGGAAAUUACCUCGAUGUACCCCAAGGCACCUUUCAUCAAGCGCCAGGGCGAAGUUGAUGCCUGGGACAACAAGGACUUCCGCAAUGCUGUCAAGGCUACCAACCGGACCCAAAUCAUCCUUGCUGGAAUUGUGACCGAUGUUUGCACAGCUCAUCUCGCCCUGUCUCUCCGAGCUGAGGGCUACUCCGUGUGGGCCAAUGCCGAAGCUUCAGGCAGCUCUUCUACCUUCGUCCGCGAUGUAUCCAACGACAGGAUGAGACACGCAGGUGUGCAGGUUGUCAGUCUGUUCUCAAUCGUUUGCGACCUCAUGAGGGACUGGCGAAAUGUUCCUGGUGCCGCGGAGGUCAUUCCUUACCUUGACAAGUAUUUCCCCGUCUAUGGCAUGGUUGCUAGGGCUCAUGGUGCUGCCAAGAUCAACGGAGUCCUCCAACCUGGUGAGGCUGGUCUUCUCUAA